UUGACCUGGGCUUUUAUGCCAUGCCAUUCCCAUACUAACAAUUCCUACCUCGGUAAAAGAUAUUGUAGCUGUGAGGAUUUCUUGCUGCUGCUGAAGAUGCCGUCCAGAACAAAUUUGUCCGCUUCGAUCCCAAGCAGCAAAGUCAAGUAUUCUAAGCUCGCUUGCACGGAUGAAGGGUACAUUGAUCUGCAGUUCAAGAAGAGCCCCCCAAAGGUUCCCUACAAGGCGAUCGCCCUGGCCACAGUGCUGUUCCUGAUCGGGACCCUUCUCAUCGUGAUUGGAGCGCUCCUCCUCGCUGGAUACAUCAGCCAAGGGGGAGCCGAUCGUGCCGUCCCCGUCUUGAUCAUCGGAAUUCUGGUUUUCCUCCCAGGCUUCUAUCACUUGCGCAUCGCGUACUUUGCUUCCAAAGGCUACCGGGGCUACUCCUACGAUGACAUCCCUGAUUUUGAUGAUUAGAAGACUAAAGGACCCGGAAGUUUGGGCCAGUGGGAUCCCAGCCUGGGCCCCAGGAGGAGGAUGCGAGAAUAAACUGAACUAGUUGAGCACCGCUGUCUUUGGACAACGCCAUGCAGCAGCUGUUGUACCCAUUAAGGAUUCCUUUUGUAGGAAUUAGCCCCAUCAUGUGCAAGAGGUCAUGUGAGACCAGCUUACCUUUGAGAAGGGAAGUUCUCGACAGCUGUGUUCCCGCGAAGCAGAACGUCUCUGCCGGUUUGAGUGAGAAAGGGAAACUCAGUUUUUUAAUAGCCGUUUCUGCUUCAUUUCACUUCUUUCCCUAGAGCAGAACCUUUGCAAAGCUGACAUCUGGAUCGAGGGACAGAAGGUUGCGUGCUAAUGAAAUGUGUUGAGGCCAGUGGCCAUGCAACAAGAACGUUGACCGCUCUUCUUGGUCCAGGUGUUGGGUUGCCACAUCCAGCAUAAGCAUGCUGGCCUGCCUGCGGCUCUUGGGGGGGACCUUGAAAGCUUCGCUGAGCUCCAUUCAGGUGAAACAUGGGGGGUUAAACAUGUGGCCAGCCUAGAGACGAGGCAGAAUAAUUCUGAAGUUAAAUCAGAGUGCUCCAAAUGUGGUGCCACAAAAAUCCUACUACCCUGCGGGCUGCAGUCAACAAACGAGAGCCAGGAGAGACUUUGUUCUUGGGGGGGGUGCAUUCCUUCCCUCCCAAGCUGACCUAAAUUUUUGCUGUGUCAGGAAGUGUGCCCAGCUUGUCCUCUUGAAGCAAGUGAUGAAGAUCAGCUUGAUCUCUUCGAGGUCUUGCUGAAGAAGUGGUAGGGAGGAGAUUUCAUGGUCUGAUUCUGUUUGCUCCCCUCCAAGAUUUUCAGCCUCCUUCUCUCACUUUGGAUCAGGGAUCCAGUCCUAGGAUCCCCAGAUCCUAUUCCAGGGCUGAUAGGAUUACAUCCUUGGCGAAUAAGCCAAAAGGAGAGUGGGAAGGUGAGGCAGAAUUGGGCUGUGACCCACCACUCAGUGCCUGAUGAGGACCUGUCAGAAAAUAAUGCAAUUUAUUCUCUCCUGGAGCACAUUCCAGAGACGUCAACAUGAAAUGACACCUAAACAUAGAUCAAAUGCAGAGGUAGAAAAUUAAGUGCUGGGUUAAAAAGCACCCCUUCCUCUACAAACACACAUUCUGUUCCAUGCCUUUUGAAACAGCCACUUUUUAGUGAGACCAGAAGCCUGUACAAAGGGAUGAAGACACUACUUCCCAUGAGACCUGGCUGUGCGUCCCUGUGAAAAGACAGAUUGGAAAAUGAAAAAAUCAUGCAUGUGCGUACAGACACAGGCACACCUGAGCAUGCAACUUGGAGCCGUCGGGGGGGGGGGGUAACAAAAGCUGUUUGAAGUCAGCAUGGCUGUCUGGGUCAGCCGCUCCAAAGCGAGGCUGCGCUAGUUUUUGCAUUUGUUGAUGUUGGGGUAACAAAGAUUUCUUGAACUGUUGUCUAGAUAAAUUGCCUCGCACUAUGCAGAAUUCCUGGACUUAUACAGCUUCCUUUUUGCCAGUGAGUUAUUGGCAUUUCUUUUUCUCUCUGGACUUUGGACAAGUGUGCAGCCUGUGGAAUGCGAAAGAAGGCUUAAAUAUGCGUUGGAAAGCUUAAUCUGCAGGUGCCAGUUGCCUACUUAUUACGAAUAAAGAACUUGUGAUAUUCA
Candoia aspera is the source of this 2137-nucleotide messenger RNA. RefSeq names its product transmembrane protein 230 (gene TMEM230). Lineage: Eukaryota; Metazoa; Chordata; Lepidosauria; Squamata; Candoiidae. Gene Ontology annotation, cellular component: synaptic vesicle; endomembrane system. Gene Ontology annotation, biological process: synaptic vesicle transport. The transcript has 4 exons. The record is from RefSeq and is a predicted model, not a curated record. Bases 16 to 456 code for a protein of 146 amino acids.